Messenger RNA from Zophobas morio, 1654 nucleotides. RefSeq names its product notchless protein homolog 1 (gene Nle). The record is from RefSeq and is a predicted model, not a curated record. The coding region runs from base 200 to 1630 and encodes 476 amino acids. Lineage: Eukaryota; Metazoa; Arthropoda; Insecta; Coleoptera; Tenebrionidae. Gene Ontology annotation, cellular component: nucleolus. Gene Ontology annotation, molecular function: protein binding. The transcript has a single exon. Gene Ontology annotation, biological process: Notch signaling pathway; ribosomal large subunit assembly.
AGAAAGAAAAAGGGGGGUCUUUCCUGUCUACCCAAAUCACUUUUCUCUUGUGCUUUGCAACCCCAACAACGACUUCGUUUGUUGUAAUUUUUCUUUAACCUUGCCAACUUCAGACCAAGUGAUUGACGUUUCGCUUGACAGAUUGUCAAAGCACGUGUCCCAAAAAGUGAGGUUAUAUUAUUGUGAACAACGUGAUAAAAUGGAAGAUGUAGAUGAAAACGAACCGAAACGCCUCUUGUGUCGUUUCAAAUCCGAAUCCGGAGAAGUCGCGGGUGACAUGAUGGACCUCCCGCUCGACUGCAACCUCCACCAACUCACGCUCAUCUGUAACGCUAUUCUACAACAAGAGGACCAAAUCCCGUACUUAUUCUACGUUAACGACACCGAAAUCACCCACACUCUAGAAAAGGCGUUAAAAACCUUAACCCUCAAUACCGAAAAUGUGGUCGAUAUUAUUUACCAACAACAAGCUGUCUUUCGGGUGCGCCCGGUCACUAGAUGCACCAGUUCCAUGCCGGGCCAUGCAGAGGCAGUCAUUUCCGUUAGUUUUAGCCCCGAUGGUAAACACUUGGCCAGUGGUUCGGGUGACACGACGGUCCGAUUCUGGGAUGUGGACACCCAAACCCCCUACCACACAUGUAAAGGUCACAAAAAUUGGGUCCUGUGUAUCUCGUGGUCGCCUGAUAACCAGAAACUAGCAUCAGCUUGCAAAGAUGGAAGAGUCAUGAUUUGGGACCCCGAGAGUGGUAAACAACGGGGAAAAACCAUGGUGGGUCAUAAACAAUGGAUAACGUCUUUGAGUUGGGAACCAUACCAUCAGAAUACUGAAUGUCGCCUCUUAGCAAGUUCAUCGAAAGACGGAGACGUCAGAAUUUGGGAUACAGUUGUAUGCAACUGCAUUUUAACCAUUUCGGGUCACUUGAAAAGUGUGACUGUGGUGAAGUGGGGGGGUUCAGGCCUCAUAUACAGUGCGUCUCAAGACAGAACUGUGAAAGUAUGGAGGGCUAAAGAUGGAGUGUUGUGUAGGACUUUAGAAGGGCACGCCCAUUGGGUCAACACUCUCGCAUUAAACACAGACUACGUGCUUAAAAUAGGUGCUUUUGACCCAGUCGCCGACUCCAACACCUCCACCGACAAGAAAAAACCGCAAGACUUCGCCCUGAAACGCUACCGGGACGUCAUCGCCGCCACUGGAGAGCGUCUGGUUUCAGGGUCUGACGACUUCACGUUGUACCUGUGGGACCCCGAGAAAGACAAGAAACCCAUAACGCGGCUCACGGGCCACCAGCAGCUCGUCAACGACGUCAAGUUUUCGCCAGAUGGGCGAAUUUUGGCGUCGGCGUCUUUCGAUAAGAGUGUUAAGUUGUGGGAAGCGAAGAGCGGGAAGUUUAUUUGUACGCUGAGGGGGCACGUGCAGGCUGUUUACAUGGUUGCGUUUUCGGCGGAUUCCAGGUUGAUGGUGAGCGGGAGUGCCGAUUCGACGCUCAAAGUGUGGAAUUUGAAGACAAAGAAGCUGGAAUUUGAUUUGCCGGGGCAUGGGGAUGAGGUUUACGCUGUGGACUGGUCUACGGAUGGGUUGAGGGUGGCGUCGGGGGGUAAAGAUAAGGUGUUGAAGUUGUGGCAGAAUUAAAGUUAAAUAAAAUUUGAAAAGAUA